This is a messenger RNA of Didymella exigua CBS 183.55, 921 nucleotides long. RefSeq lists its product as uncharacterized. The record is from RefSeq and is a predicted model, not a curated record. The coding region runs from base 1 to 921 and encodes 306 amino acids. NCBI's taxonomy places the organism in Eukaryota, Fungi, Ascomycota, Dothideomycetes, Pleosporales, Didymellaceae. The transcript has a single exon.
AUGACUGCAAGGCCUGCACUUGACCCAACUCAACCCAUACACUGGAUCCUGGACUGGGAUGGCACGAUAACUCGACGCGACACUCUCGAUGCUCUCGUCAGCAUCGCAGCUUCGGCCAAGCCUGGCUCGCCGGUGCUUGAAGAAUGGAAGCGCGUCUCAGAAGCAUACAAAGACGACUACACCGCCGCCUUGGAGAAGCUUGCUCCCGGCGACAAGCUCCCUUCCACUGUAAAAGAGGAGAGAAAGCUGCUGCUGGCACUCAGAAAUGUCGAACAAACGAGUCUCGAGCGUGUCUCUGCAUCCGGAAUCUUCGCAGGCCUGACUCAGAAACUGCUUGAGGAAGGUGCCAGCAAUGCCAUAGACUCCAGGAAGGUUGAGAUACGAGACGGAUGCACCGAGUUCCUGCAGUCAAAACGGACGAAUGACUACGACAGUCUCGAUCUCCUGAGUGUUAAUUGGAGCCGUCACUUCAUCAGCUCUUGUUUGAUGGCAGCAAACACACCUGUCGGCCAUGACUCUAUAUAUGCAAAUGAACUCGAUGGUAUCGAAGCCAAUCGCACUUCACACGGCAUAAUCAGUCCUAAAGGAGAGGCGAAGAUAUCCAUCAUCUCUAGCAGCGACAAGUUGGAGUAUAUGACACGCUUGAAGGAGCAAGACAAAAGGACAGUAGUAUAUGUAGGAGACAGCUGGACAGAUAUUGAGUGCCUCCUCGAGGCAGAUUUGGGCAUUUGCAUCCGCGACGAGCCGAUCGGCAGCUCACAGAAGAAGCUGGCUGAGCGGCUACAAAGCUUGGGUGUCCACUGUCCACAUUUGUCGGCCUCAACCAAAUCCGGUGAAAGGCAAGUCGUGUGGGCCAGAGAUUUCGCCGACAUCCAAGCCUGGACCAAUGUCCGCAACGCACACAACGCGCAGUCAACUUGA